AUGGUGCUCGAUUUGGAUGAAACAUUAAUUCAUUCACAUCAUGAUGGACUUCUCCGGUCGACAGUUAAACCUGGGACACCUCCAGAUUUUAUUAUAAGGGUAACUAUUGACAAUCAACCGGUUAGAUUCUUUGUCCAUCUUCGGCCGCAUGUUGAAUUUUUUCUGUCAGUUGUUAGCUGUUGGUUUGACCUUGUUAUAUUCACUGCUUCAAUGGAAAUUUAUGGGGCUUCUGUUGCUGAUAAAUUAGAUCAAGGACGUGGAAUUCUACAAAGGCGAUAUUUUCGGCAACAUUGCACCCAGGAUUACAACGGGUACACAAAGGAUUUGGCUGCUGUUCAUCCAGACCUUUCUUCAAUAUUUAUUUUGGACAAUUCUCCAGCUGCUUAUCGGAACUAUACUCAAAAUGCCAUUCCAAUAAAAUCCUGGUUCAGUGAUCCGUCUGAUACUUGUCUCUUAAAUAUUUUACCUUUUUUGGAUGCUUUAAGAUUAACUUCUGAUGUUCGCUCAAUUUUAGGUCGAAAUUUACAUCACCGGACACAACAAUUACAAUUAAUGCAGCAACAACAACAAUUUAGUUGUUUUCCUUCUAGAUGA
Messenger RNA from Meloidogyne enterolobii, 594 nucleotides. The record is from the annotation of a GenBank genome assembly. NCBI's taxonomy places the organism in Eukaryota, Metazoa, Nematoda, Chromadorea, Rhabditida, Meloidogynidae.